Messenger RNA from Mesorhabditis spiculigera, 783 nucleotides. The record is from the annotation of a GenBank genome assembly. NCBI's taxonomy places the organism in Eukaryota, Metazoa, Nematoda, Chromadorea, Rhabditida, Rhabditidae.
AUGAAUCUGGAGUGCAGACCGACGGCUCGCCAGUCCGGCUGGACGAGCUCGGAGCUCGAGAAGCUCUACAGGCUGCUGUCGCCGCUUUUUCGACUCUAUCAAGGCAAUGGCGACAAAUCGAAGAUCUAUCAAAAAAUCUCGCAUCAGCUUCAGCGCGAAGGCGUUGAUCGAGCGCCCACGCAGGUCCAAAAACGGUUGUGCAGCGACAAUAGGCGUAUGAAGGAGUUGCUGAAAGUAACGCGCGGCCAAGUGGAGAUCGCGAAUUUGCCUCGGUAUCUGGUCCCACUGUACAAACUGAUGUUUCCGGAUGCGGCCGCACAGAUGCCGGACAAUUUUUACGACGAUGAGCAUCUCCUCGACGACGUCGAUGAAAUCCCGACAAAAAGUGGCCUCGACCAGUUCCUGCUCGACGGCCCGGCUGCGAAAGUAGAAGUCGUCCCCAUCAACGAGGUGCCAUUGAACUUGCCGGCCUCGUCGAAUUAUGCCGAGAACAUUGAUGAUCUGCUGAAUGAAUCCGCUCCACUCGAAUCGAGGUCUGAACACUUGCCGAAGCCUACUCUGAAACGACCGGCCACAUCAGGCGCCCCACUGCUCGUCGACGAUUAUUCAGAUGAAAACGCGGCUCUUGAGGAGGAGAUUAUGCGAGCGAAGGUUCGCCGUGAACAACUCGACUUCGAGCUCCUCGACCAAAAACUGCGCCACGAGGCCGAACGCCACGAGCUCGAGGUCAAAUUCUUGAAGGCCAAGCUUGACCGGCUGCAGGGAAACCAAAUGGCAUUUGAA